Molecule: messenger RNA, 3595 nt
Organism: Polistes dominula (European paper wasp)
Lineage: Eukaryota; Metazoa; Arthropoda; Insecta; Hymenoptera; Vespidae
Gene: Stacl
Product: SH3 and cysteine-rich domain-containing protein
Biological process (GO): positive regulation of protein localization to plasma membrane; positive regulation of voltage-gated calcium channel activity; skeletal muscle contraction
Molecular function (GO): protein binding
Source: RefSeq, a predicted model, not a curated record
UGAAAAAAGAAAAAAAAAAAAAUAAAAUAAAAUAAAAUAAAAUAAUAAAAAACUAACGGGAAUGAUUUAAAAGUGUGAUCGAAUAAAAACAUGCGGUUGUUCGUGGAAAAUCGUUGGACAACCGAUCGGAAGGGUAUCGUCAAGGAUGAUUCGUUGCUUCGAAAUGUUGGCUUUGGCCAGAUCGAAAAAAACAACAACAGCAUUGUCGUUAAUAAAAAUAUCGUUAUUAAUAAUAACAAGAGACAAAUUGUUAUCAAAGAUAUUAUCAACAAGGACAAUAAUCGACGUAUCAUCGAGAAAAUUCAAAAGUUUGUCUUACAGGACGAAUUUAAAUUGCAAAAAAAUCGUAUCAACGACCAAAUCAAAUUAUACGGGAAAAAUAUCAACGGUGAAAUUGAUUGCGAAAAAAAUAACAUUGCGUUUAAAGCGUUCAAUUACGUUUUCUUGGAAUGUUCGUCAUUUUUCCGCUCGAGGAACUUCUUCGAUUAUAUGAAAAUCCAUUUCGGGAAUCUUACGAGUCAUUGACAUUGAACGCUAAUUAUAAUUAUCAAAGUGUUUCAUCAAGUUCCGGUAAUUAUUAUCAUCACCAUCAUCAUCAUCAUCGGGAAGAAGUAAAUCCUAUUAAUCGUAAUUCACUUCCUGUCGUCAAACUUGAAACUACGAAAGAUGAAUGUUACGAGAAUCGAACGAAGAUAAUUCAAGUUCGAGAUAAGAUAGAACGUAAAAACGAUAAUAAUAAUAAUAAUAAAAAUAAUAUUGAUAUAAUUAUUAAUAAUAAUAGUUAUAAUAAUACUAGUAAUAAUAAUAAUAAUAAUAAUAUUAAUAUUAAUAAUAAUAAAAGUAAUAAGGAUAAACAAUUACGUAAUAAAACCAAACGAAGAAGGGAUCAUAAGGUACGUGACGAUUACGAUAAAGAUAACGAUCAAGAUAAUAACAUAAUUCUUCGUGAUCAACAUUCGAGACAAGUGUCUCGAAAAAAAGGCCGAAAUAUGUUAAACAAUCGAAAUAUUAUUGGCGAUGAAGCCGCCGCUGCUGCUGCUGCAGCUAUCACUACCACAAGUAUUGCUAAUAAUCCUUUGAAGGAUCUUACUCAGCCGAAUCUCAACGAUUCACUUAAACAACACAAUGCCAACGCUCUCAAACUCGUUCAGACUGUCGCAGAAUUUGCACAAGAAUUUGGAGAAGCCAUGGAAAAUCAUUCGGCUAACAUUCGCAGAUUGGUUGAUGAUUUUCGAAGUCGUUCCGGUGAACCACGAUUAGAUUCUAGCGGAAUGCGACGUGUUUGGGAAAAUCUUUUGAGACAAGUUGAGGCCGAUGCUGUUUCUCAUCUUGAUUUUGCCGCCUUGUUGCAACAACAAUUAUCAAGGCCAACCAUAGAAGCGAGCUUUCAUAGAAAAUUUCAAUCGAGAAAGGUAUUUUCGUAUCGCGAAGGUUACGAACAAGAAAUAGCAAAAUCCGAAGAGAAAUUGCAACGUGCAAGGGCUGAUUAUAAACGUUCUUAUGCAUCUUUAUUAACCAACGAAGGUGGAAACGAGACGGAAUUGAAACGAGCUUACUUAGAAGCACACAAUGCUUAUGUUCUUCAAUUGAGAGCUACCAAUGCAAUCUGCGAAUGUUAUCAAACCAAUUGUUUGCCAGGUUUACUGGAUGAAAUAGCUGAGGUCUAUGAGGAACUUUGUGGAUUGGUUUGCAAAUGCGUUGCUGGAAUAUCGGAAGCUGCUUACGAACGUACCACCGAACAAGCGAAACGUUAUCAAAAUGUUACCAAGGAUGCUCAAACUGUUGUGCCAAUUAACGAUUUGCAGAUACUUGCACGUAAUUUGUCGGUUAAUGCAACACCACGUAAACCGGUUAAACGUUUGUUCGUUGCACUUUCACGACCGGAACAAGUACCAAUAGAAAAAGCUGCACAAAUACCACAGCUUAGAGACGAAUUGGUACCAACUGGUAUCAGUACUUUGCCAUUUAUGGAAGAACUCAAAAGGGAACAUGAAACUUUGACACAAAAAAAAGGAAGAAUUCAAGAAGCCUUAGACGCUUUGAUUCGAAUGCAACGAAAAAGUGCCGAGAGUAAUCUUUAUACAAAAGUGGCUGAACUGCAAGAAAACAUUUCCAUGAAACGUUUUGAGUUAGGUGUUGCCAAAUUGGAUCUUGCUGCUUUACAAGCUCAGAAGGAACUAUUCGGUGGGGGUGAGGCUGGUCAACCAGAUGGGAUGAGUAGCAGGAAAAUGUCAAAUGGUUCGACCGGAAGUACCAAACACAAAUGGUUGAAAGCGUUUAAAAGUUUGAAAACAAGCUCACCUACAACUUCACCACCUGCCGACAAAGGAAAACAGGCGAUGUAUCAUGCAGUAUCAACCGUAGUUGCAUUAUCCAGAAAAAAUAAUGACAUAGAGGAUGGACACGUGUGGCGAGAAUACACCUAUCGAAAGAUAACACCGUGCGAUGCAUGCGGCCAAGUAUUACGCGGUCACAGUAGGCAAGGUCUUAGAUGCAGAAAUUGCAAGGUCAACGCACACUCCGAUUGCAUCAAUCAAAUACAACCAAUUAAGUGUCCAAGUUUGGCGCCAAAAAAGAGCGGUGGCAUUCCGUUGUUGCGUCGUCAAAAAACACAAGCACCCGUUGAUGAUACACCACCAGCUGAUCACAACGUGGACACCAUAUACCAGGUGCUGAAGCAGGCAGGCGAGAUACGUGGAAAUUCGACAAACUCACCGCCUACGCCUCCUACAGCAGAUCAUCCUCCUUCCGGUGCGGCACCUUCCGGUUCAGCGAGGGCCUCCUCCCACCCUUGUUCCUCGUCCACCUCUGCACCGCAUAGCCCUCAACGUAGACGCGAGAGAUUGAAUUUGAGAAUGAAGAGUCUCAGUUUGGAUUCACCGGAAGGUACAGCACACGUACGUCAUCGUCCAAGAGAUUAUUAUACUUCUGGUCAAAGAGAAUCAACCCCACCUAGACAUUCUGACAGUGGAAGUAUCAAUAGAUUAUCUCCAUGCAGUCCAGGUCAAGGUCAUGCUAUGCAUAAACACAUAAGGAGUGCCAUAAGAACGUCUAGCGUUGAAUUACCAGACGAGAAUGACAAAUGUUAUUCUUCUGCUAGCACGUCACCUUGUCCUUCGCCACAUCCAAAUAAUCAAAAUCAUAUGAAUCCACCUGGAAAACGUGUACUUCCUCCUAAUAAUCUUUACGUUGUAUUGUACAAUUUCGAAGCACGUCAUCGCGACGAACUGGACUUAAAGCCCGGCUACAAGGUAACUGUAAUCGAUAAAUCUGAGAAAGAUUGGUGGAAGGGUAAAUGUCUUGGUGGUCGUGCAGGAUAUUUUCCCAGUGCUUACGUCAUGAGAGUUGAAUCUGGCCAAAAGACUCUUCAGGUUACACGUAACCUGCAACUUAAAGAUCAGAUUACUUUAUUGAGAGAUCAGAUCGUCAUCCAAGUUGGGGAAGAAGUUGAUGGUGUUGCUAUGGUGAGAUUUGCGGCUGACGUUAGAUCGGCCGAACAUAUCGGUAAAGAGGGUGACGUAUUGUACAACGAAACCCUCUGUCCAUUGAUGUACCUUCAAGAGGUGUGACAGCAACCUUAUCAAGGCACUCGCAU